Aphidius gifuensis is the source of this 2143-nucleotide messenger RNA. RefSeq names its product phospholipase B1, membrane-associated-like. Gene Ontology annotation, molecular function: glycerophospholipase activity. Lineage: Eukaryota; Metazoa; Arthropoda; Insecta; Hymenoptera; Braconidae. Gene Ontology annotation, biological process: phospholipid metabolic process. The transcript has 9 exons. The record is from RefSeq and is a predicted model, not a curated record. Bases 324 to 1565 code for a protein of 413 amino acids.
GUUUAUAACAAAAUAAAAUUAUAUUUUUAUUUUUGAUCAAAUAAUAAAAGGUUUUAGCAGUAGUAAAAAAUAAAAAGUAAAAGUUAUCUAAUAGAUAAUGAAGAGUUGUUGGUUUAUCGUUGCCAGACGAUGACAUUGAAAAUAUCUGUGAAAAAUUUUGGCGGCAGAAGAGGAUGGAGGAGCCUUUGAUUUUCAUCACUUGAUGAUUUCCUUCUUUCCCUUUUUUUUAGACAAUUUUAUUUCUAGAUUAUUUAACUACCCUUCUACUAACCUUUCCCUUGGAAAAAAAAAUUCAAAAAACUGCAAAGAAAGCUACAUCUAGGAUGAGGAAGGAAAUUUUUAUUUUUGUAAUUGUUAUUUUACCAAAUGUGCACACGCAAUUCAUUGCAGACUCGCUCAGAUAUUUACUCAAUACAGGUCGAUAUGAAAUCAAUGAGAAUGGUGUAUCUUAUCCAACGAUUGUUGAUGGUGUUAGAAGACAACGUAGUAUAUCUCAACAGGUACCAUUUCCAUGUGACACUAAAAAUGGAAGAUCAUUAAAAAUACCGUCUGAUGUAAAUCGUUUAAAAAUCGGUGAUAUUGAUGUUAUUGCUGGUCUUGGUGAUUCACUUGUUGCAGCAAGUGGUGCACUUGAAGAAUUUGCAAUUGGUACAUUCAUUGAAGCACGUGGUGUUAGUUGGUGUGCAGGUGGACAAGGAAAUUGGCGAACAUAUUUUACUGUUCCAAAUUUAAUAAAAGAAUUUAAUGGAAAUUUAACCGGUUAUGCUACGGGUACUGGAGAAUUUAUUUCUUCAAAGGCUGGACUUAAUAUCGCAUUUCCAGUUGCUGCAACCGAAGAUGCCCUACAUCAAGCAAAAAUUCUUGUAAAAAGAAUUAAAAAUAAUCCAAAGAUAGAUUUUAAAAAACACUGGAAGAUGAUUACUAUUUUAUUUGGUGCAAAUGACAUUUGUUCAGCUCAGUGUUACAGUCCAGUGGCAUUUUCACCAGCAAAAUAUGCGCUAAAUCUUAGAAAAGCAUUGGAUUAUUUAAGGCUUAUGUUACCAAGAACAUUUGUGAAUUUAGUUCCUGCCAUAGAUGUAACUGUAUCAGUUAGAGUGACUCGUAGUGUAAUGUGUAAUUUGAUACAUCCACUUUACUGUGCUUGUCUUCAUCAAGGCAAAAGACCAGAUAUUGCUGCUUCAAAAAUGGUCAGACUUUAUCAGCAAGCUGUUGAUUCUCUAGUCUCUUCUGGAAGGUAUGAUACCACCGAGGAUUUUACAGUGGUUGUUCAACCAUUUACUAAAAUGUUUAAUGCUCCAAAUUCUGAUCCAAGUAAAGCACCACCGUUUGAUUCAAAUAUGGUCACUUAUGAUUGUUUUCAUUUUAGUCAAAAAGGACAUGCACUUGUGGCAAAUUUAUUGUGGAACAAUAUGCUCGAACCAGUUGGAAAUAAAAGCCAAAAUCAUCUUCCAAAGCUGAUGGAAAAAGUCCAUUGUCCAACUGAAAAUGCACCUUAUAUAUUUACAAAUAAAAAUUCAAAAAGAUAUCGUGAUUAUGGACAUCAAGAUGGAAUUAUUCCUCGAUGAAAAAAAAAAAAAAAUUACAUGGAAUUUGAGAAUGGUGUUUCUGAUAAUAACCUUGAUGGAUAUAUGAUUUUUUUUCAACAAAAAAAAUCAUAAAAAAUUCAUCAAGAUAGAUGGAAAAAAAAGAGCAUUAAAAUUGCUGAACUGCCAUUGCGAAAUAUGCGUGAAAAAAAGUAAAUUUGCCAACUCACAAGAUAAAUGAGUUUUUUUUUUUGAAAAAUAGUUAAAUUAAAAUUUUAUGAUUAAUAAUAAAAUAUUAAAUUAAUCAGAGCCCGUGUACCUCUAAUGCUCAAUCCUAAUUAAGCAAUAUAAAAAAUAAUUUAUUUAGAUAUUUUUUAAGAUACUUAAGAUUUAUUUAGAUAGAUAGUUCAAAUUAACUGACUAAUUUUUAUCGAAAUAUAUAUAAUGAUCUUGCUCAGGUUUAUGACCUAUUAUAAUAUAUUAUAAAAAAUAAAUAAAUAAAUAUGAAAUUGUACCUUUAUUUAAAGAAAAAAAAAUAUAGUCAAGUGCUCCAAGUUGCACCCUAAGUGUCCCGUAGGAUUUUUUUUUAUUUUUUUUUCUUGCCGUUCGAUUAAUUUUUU